AUUGGGAAAGGAAAAGGGAGGAAGACGUGAUUUAAGUAAUGCUUUCGAUUGGAUCAAAGCCUUUGGGUGGGCUCUGAUCAAGAUCAUGACCUGUCCUCCUCCCUAGGGGAUAAAAAUCCCAUCUUUGUCCAAACCCUAGAUUUGCAAUCUCUCUCUAUUGCUCCUAAAUAUCUAUCUUUGGUAUCCGAUUGCUUAAUGUUGCGCGAUCUAUUUAUCUAGUUUUGGGCAAUUAGGGUUUGGGUUUGAAAUUGGGGGAGUUGGGGGUUUCUGAUAAUGGAGCCUCGCGUGGGGAACAAGUUCAGGCUCGGUCGUAAGAUCGGCAGUGGAUCCUUCGGGGAGAUCUAUUUAGGUACUAAUAUUCAGACUAAUGAGGAAGUGGCCAUUAAGCUGGAAAAUGUGAAGACCAAGCAUCCUCAAUUGCUAUACGAGUCAAAGCUCUAUAGAAUUUUACAAGGAGGAACUGGAAUCCCUAAUGUAAGAUGGUUUGGUGUUGAGGGUGAUUAUAAUGUUCUGGUUAUGGAUUUAUUGGGACCAAGUCUUGAAGAUCUGUUUAACUUCUGCAGUAGAAAACUCUCUUUGAAGUCUGUUCUCAUGCUUGCUGAUCAAAUGAUUAAUCGAGUUGAAUUUGUCCAUUCAAAAUCUUUCCUGCAUCGAGAUAUCAAACCUGAUAAUUUUCUUAUGGGUUUGGGAAGGCGGGCUAAUCAGGUGUAUAUUAUUGACUUUGGUCUGGCCAAGAAGUAUAGGGAUACUUCAACUCAUCAGCAUAUUCCAUAUAGAGAGAACAAAAACUUGACUGGAACAGCAAGAUAUGCCAGCAUGAACACACAUCUUGGCAUUGAACAAAGCAGGAGAGAUGAUUUAGAAUCUCUUGGAUAUGUUCUCAUGUAUUUCUUGAGAGGAAGCCUUCCAUGGCAAGGUCUGAAAGCAGGAACCAAAAAACAGAAGUACGAAAAGAUCAGUGAAAGAAAAGUAUCCACACCUAUUGAGGCCUUGUGUCGUGGUUAUCCUUCAGAAUUUGCAUCUUAUUUUCACUACUGUCGUUCACUGAGAUUUGAUGAUAAGCCAGAUUAUGCCUAUCUUAAGAGAUUGUUCAGAGAUCUAUUUAUCCGUGAAGGGUUCCAGUUUGAUUAUGUUUUUGACUGGACAAUAUUGAAGUAUCAGCAGUCGCAGAUUGCAAGUGCCCCUCCUCGCGCUCUUGGUCCUGGUGUUGGCCCUAGCUCUGCAAUGACCCCUGCCAUUGCUAAUGCUGAUCGACAGUCGGGUGGUGAAGAAGGAAGGACAAGUGGUUGGUCAGGAGCUGAUCCCUCCCGUAGACGUGUUUCUGCACCAGCUAUUAAUGCUGGUAGCUUAUCAAAGCAGAAGAGUCCAGUGGGAAAUGAUUCAUCAGUUGCCAGAGAUGCUAUGUUAUCCAGUUCAGCUUUUUUGGGCCGGUCAAGCGGUUCCUCAAGGCGAGCUGCUGUUUCUAGCAGCCGAGACGCAAUGAUGAGUGAGACUGAACUCUCUCGCCCUCGCACCUCAGAAGCAAGCCCUGGGACUUUCCAUAAACUCUCGAGCGCUCAGAGAAGUUCGCCUGCUGUAUCUGGAGAGCAACACAGGCAUUCUUCAUCUGGAAGGCUUCCAUCAACUAAGAACUAUGAGUCCACCCUCAAAGGCAUCGAGUCUCUUAAUUUCGACAACAAUGAGAAGCUUCACUACUAAGAUACACCAAAUGCUUUCUUCACUUUGUAAAAAGAAUAUUACACAAAAACUGAAGGGGUAUGAGUUAUGAAGCUUAUUAAUGUGUGCCAAGUUGUGUCCCAUGAUUUACAUGUUUUGAGUUUUUCGUUUUGGGACCACUGUAAUUUGAUUCUUUUUUCUUCUAUUUGUUUUAUGAAAGCCAUGUCGGUGAUUGUAAUGCAAAUAAUUUAUGCAACAAAGUGGCUUUUGAUAUGGUCGUUGUGGAAUUGUGGGUGUGCUCGGUUUAAAUGAAGAAAACGUUUUAUGUGUUUGCA
Molecule: messenger RNA, 1991 nt
Organism: Asparagus officinalis (garden asparagus)
Lineage: Eukaryota; Viridiplantae; Streptophyta; Magnoliopsida; Asparagales; Asparagaceae
Product: casein kinase 1-like protein 2
Exons: 14
Coding region: 274-1698 (474 amino acids)
Biological process (GO): signal transduction; endocytosis; peptidyl-serine phosphorylation
Cellular component (GO): cytoplasm; nucleus
Molecular function (GO): protein serine/threonine kinase activity; ATP binding
Source: RefSeq, a predicted model, not a curated record